This is a messenger RNA of Molossus molossus (Pallas's mastiff bat), 306 nucleotides long. Its product is annotated as nucleoredoxin-like protein 2. The record is from RefSeq and is a predicted model, not a curated record. NCBI's taxonomy places the organism in Eukaryota, Metazoa, Chordata, Mammalia, Chiroptera, Molossidae. The transcript has a single exon. The coding region runs from base 1 to 306 and encodes 101 amino acids. Gene Ontology annotation, biological process: photoreceptor cell maintenance; sensory perception.
AUGGUGGAUGUGCUGGGCGGGCGGCACCUGGUGACCCCCGGCGGCGCGUGGGUGGAGGCCGAGGCUGCGCUGCAGAACAAGGUGGUGGCGCUGUACUUCGCGGCGAUCCGCUGCGCGUCCAGCCGCGACUUUACACCGCUGCUCUGCGACUUCUACGUGGAUCUGGUGGAGCAGGCGCGCCGGCCCGCGCCCUUGGCUGUGGUCUUGGUGUCCACCGACAGCAGUGCACAGGAGAUGCAGGACUUCAUGCGUCUGCUGCCCGGCUCCUGGCUUGCUCUGCCCUUCCACGACCCCUACCGGCAGUGA